This is a messenger RNA of Epinephelus fuscoguttatus (brown-marbled grouper), 1632 nucleotides long. It is a transcript of the gene lg19h17orf75, whose product is annotated as linkage group 19 C17orf75 homolog. Gene Ontology annotation, cellular component: trans-Golgi network. The coding region runs from base 222 to 1400 and encodes 392 amino acids. The transcript is spliced from 10 exons. NCBI's taxonomy places the organism in Eukaryota, Metazoa, Chordata, Actinopteri, Perciformes, Serranidae. The record is from RefSeq and is a predicted model, not a curated record.
GUUAGCGCAUGCGCACAAGGCACAUAAACGAUAACAGAUACCUUGAACACUCCUGCAGCUGGAAGUGUUGCAUAUACGCUGUUACCGUAUUAAUAUCAGCCAUAGAUCGAUAACGUCAGUAAUAAAUAUCUAAUAACGUAGCGCAGUUAAGCUGUAGACACACUUCCUUAUUUUCCGCCGUUGUAGCCGGCUGCUAGCUCGCUCCGUGCAGCAGUAGGAUCAUGUUUACGUCCCAAACCUCGUCGUUCCAGGAUUCAAUCGACGUGGAGGAAAGAGAUGACUAUGACAGCGAAGAAAUCGCUGGCUACAGCCAGAAGAUACAGCUGAACUGCUACUACACUAUCUAUCUUUAUCAAGGCACAAGAUCUGAGGCUUCUGGGGAAAAUGUGGCAUGGAACCAGAGACGAGCAGACUCCACAACCAGUCAGGAUGACUUUAGCCUGACACUAAUUGACAGCAGCUUGCCAUCAGAGGCGGAACCUGAGCUGCGGACCUACAUCUCAAGGAGGCUGAGCAAGGGUGCCCUGCUGGGAGGCAUGGGCAACAUCGCCACUGUGGAACUCAGUAUCCCAGAGCAGGCAGUCGGCUGCUACUGCUGCCUUCUGGAGCAGGAAAGGUCUCCUGAACAGCCUGAUGCUGAUGGAAACGGAUAUGUCAUCUGCUUUAUGGGCGGCUCUGAAAAAGGACUGAACUUAUUCAGAUUAGAGCUUGAUAAAUAUGUCCAAGGCCUGCACAGCAGCCUGCAAACCCCAGAGCUGCAGAACCUUGAGACGGAGGUGCGUCCCUAUCUGAGCCGGUGGUACGAGGAGUCUGUGAUGCACAUUCAUCGGGUGGUGCAGCUGGUCCAGAGCAACAUCAGCUUCUUGCUGCAUGCUGCUCUGAGUCACACACACGUGGACGUCGUUAAUUCAGAUGAAAGGACAAAGGCUGAUGUGUCCAGGUUCAUCAAAGCAGCCAGCUGGCAGGGCCUGUCCCAACAAGACACGACGACAGCUUCUCUGUGUAAGGCGAUCUCAGAGGACACACUCUCUGACCUGAUCAUAGACUGUUCCACCAGCCCACCCACACUCUCUAACACUGUCAGUAAUCGUUUCUGUGAUGACUGGAUUCAGGCAUUUCUGAACGCUGCAGAGCGAUGUAAUCCUUUCCUGCUCAGACAGAUUCUGGAGAACUUUAAACUUAAGGCCAUCCAGGACAUGAACAGCCUGAAGCGUUUCGUGCGGCAGGCAGAAAUGAGUCACUACGCUCUGUUUCGCUGCUGCCAGUUCCUGCAGGGCUGCGGAAAUGGGGAUGUGUUGCUGCAGAAUGCCAGGGCGGAGCACAGCGACCUGCCUGAAGCCUGCAGCAUCAUCACAGUGCUGGAGGAGUUCCUCAAGGAACAAUCCCAGGCCCAGGCCUGAUUCCAUUACAACACCUAACUCCAAGAGCCUGUUUCCAUCUGGUAUUAUCAUGUGUCUUUGGUGAUCCAAUCAUAAAGGGACAGCUCUGUGUGUUUACACCUGGUAUUAUAAUGUGUCUCCGUAUGUGUUUAAGUGACCACUAGUGAUUAGAUCUCACUUCCCCGCCUAUCUGUUAGCAUCACACUGAUAACAUUACCUAACCAUUGUACCAUUGUACCGUCACUGUGAGGUU